ACGCUGCAGUUUUCAGUUCAGUGUUCAGUUGUCGUACGUUCAAGGACAGCCAGAGUCGUGCUCUCUUCUGUGGCGGUCGUUUUGUUUACAGCAGCCGACCACUGUAAACUUAGAUUCUCCCGGAUUUAACCCGACCUUUUACUUAGUUCUAGGGUUCCCUCGCUGUGCUACUCAUUUCCGACUGUUUUCGUGGUUUUUACAUGUGUUACUGAUUGCUUCGCUAUUUGGAUUACUGUUCAUCUCAAGGUGGCCGAUGUGAUGCGUCUGUAGCCGCUCAGCGCCCGUGGCUGGACCAACGAUCAAAAUGGCUUCAAGGACGUUAAGGCUCAUAGUCGCUAUGUUGCUGGGAAUAGUUCCUUCCAUGUGCCUGGACAAAGCGGACCCCAGGUUUAUCAGCUAUGAAGAUAUCAUGUCGACCGCCAGCGUAUUCUCGGAGCCCGGGGUCACCGCUUACUCGCAACUUCUUUUCGAUGUCGGCAGGGAUCAAGUGGUCGUCGGCGCCAGAGACUCUCUUUACCGGCUGAAGUUGCAAGAGCUAAAGAAGCUGGAGAAGGCAGUGUGGCUAGCACCUCCCGACAAAGUACAACUGUGCCAGGACAAGGGCCAGACCGAACAAGACUGCCACAACUACGUCAAGGUUUUGCUCAGCAAUGGCAAGAAACUCUUCACUUGUGGAACAAAUGCCUUCACACCUCAAUGCUCCUGGAGAGAGAUGGAGGAUGUAAACCGAGUAACAGAAUGGGUCCAAGGCGUGGCCAAGUGCCCUUACAGUCCUCACUCAAACAUUACGGCCCUGAUGACCAUGUCAGGCCAAUACUUCGCUGGGAGCCCCAUGGACUUCUCUGGGGCCGAUGCUGCUAUCACCAGAGAUAUGGGCCCUGCUGGCCCUUACCUCCGAACUAAUCAGUACAACUCCAAGUGGCUCAACGAGCCCCAGUUUGUCGGCUCCUUCGAGACCGAUGCCUUUGUGUACUUCCUCUUCCGUGAGAGCGCCGUCGAAUACAUCAACUGCGGAAAGAGGAUCUACUCUAGAAUAGCCAGGGUCUGCAAGAAUGACCAGGGUGGGCAACUCAUGUUGAGGGACAACUGGACAACGUUUCUGAAGGCCAGACUGAACUGUUCUCUGCCAGGAGAAUAUCCCUUCUAUUUCGACGAGAUACAAGGCAUGACCUAUCUGCCUGAUGAAGGCUUGGUCUACGCCACGUUCACCACACCCAGAAACAGCAUCCCAGGUUCAGCAAUUUGUUCAUUCAACCUGACAGCAAUUCAGACAGCAUUCAAUGGAGCAUUCAAGUACCAAGCAUCAGUAGGGUCGGCCUGGGAGCGCCAUUCAACCGCAGGAUCCAGGCAGACACAGUGUCAGCAGACGACGCAGUCAGUGCUGCAGUCCUCGCGCUACCAACUGAUGGACAGUGCAGUGCAGCCAACCUCGCAGACACCACUGUACACCAGCCAGCUAGAGACCAUCCUGCAUAUUGCUGUCGAUGUUCUGCCCACCAAAAUGCACAGGGCUGUCCACGUUCUUUACGUAGCGACCUUUGAAGGAUUGAUCAAGAAGAUAUCCGUUCUUUCCCGAACUCAAACCACUUGUGUCCUGGAAAUUUGGAGACCAUUCCCAAUCGAUGCGAAUGUGCCUAUUCUCACACUUCAAUAUCUGAAGGAGACUGAUUCAGUGUACAUUGGCACCCAAGAGCAGCUGAUGCGGGUGCCAGCCCAGCACUGCUCUCGGCACCAGACUAAACUAGCCUGUGUCAACGCCAUGGACCCGUACUGCGGCUGGAACGAACACAAAGAGCGCUGUGUGCCCCCUCCAAAUAACGACCCUCUCACUUCUAUCUGGCAUCAGGAUGCUACCCAGUGCCCCAUACUGAACAUGCCAAUUUCUGGAGGUUGGUCAGCAUGGUCUGCCUGGGCGCAGUGUUCGCAUGCUACCUACAACGACUCGACAGAUGAGUGUCUCUGCUCCACCCGCAGAUGUGACAAUCCGGCACCAACCCAUGGUGGCGAUAGCUGUGUCGGUCCUGCCAUUAGAGUUGCCAACUGCACAGUACACGGAGCCUGGAGUAGUUGGUCAGCCUGGUCUGCCUGCUCACAGAGCUGUGGGGUUGCGGUCAAGACACGUAGACGGACAUGUGGCAACCCUGCCCCUGCCUUUGGUGGGCGUGUCUGUGUCGGCUCGGACCGCUACGAGAUGUACUGCCACUCUAACCCUCCAUGCCCUGCGGUGGUAGUACCAGUCAGGGAUGGAGGCUGGAGCAGUUGGGGACCAUGGAGUGAAUGCUCCUCUCGGUGUGGCGGAGGCUACCGAACCCGCACACGCCGCUGUGACAACCCUCCGCCCCAGAGUCCUGGAGGCUUGGACUGCCCUGGUUGCGCGCUGGACUAUGAGACUUGUAACACCGCAGCUUGUGUGGACAGCAAGCGACUCUCCUCAUGGACUCCCUGGAUACCGAUUGGUAACGGUACAGAGAAACGGUUCAGAUUUGCCUGCCGUGCUCCCAGCCCCGACCCUAGCCUCAUCAAGGUCACCCAAGCCAAGGAAGAAGAGCGGAUCUGCCAACCCGAUGGAGUAUGCAUGAGAACUGAUCGUUCCGAGGUGGAAGAGGUGUGGUCUGACUGGUCCAGCUGGUCUCCAUGCUCAGUGGAGUGUGGCGGAGGCCAGCAGUACCGAGUGCGGACAUGUGAGGGCCGCCCUGACGAUUGCCAAGGGACUUCUCGAAUCGCCCGUACUUGCAACACUCACAACUGCAAAGGAGAAUGGAGUUGCUGGACCGAGUGGUCAGAGUGUUCAGUGUCCUGUGGGAUCGGAUACAAGCAACGUUCCCGCCAGUGUAUGGUUCACAACAACAGAGUUCUGGAAGGCUCCGGGUGUGAGGGGUCAGCCAUUAGCCAGGAGCCUUGUGAGAUGCCCACCUGCCAAUCCCUGCUAGGAUGGACGACAUGGUCGGUGUGGUCACCAUGUGACAGUUCUCGGCAGCAACAUCGUACCCGAGACUGUCUCACUUCGAAUCCUGGCCCUGAUCUCUGUCAAGGUCAACACCGGGAGUCCCGGAUUUGUCUGGAAGAUGAUGAUUUUAACGAGAUUACACCCCAAUUGGCAUUGGACAGAGCGAGCGUAGGAGUUUCGUUUGGCUCAGUGUUUGCGUUCUGUCUGCUGGCGUUUGCAGUGGGUGCAGGACUAGCCGUGGGUCUCGGUUACGUCUAUCUGCAGCGGCGUCGCCCCAGAAUACCCAGCAGCCCUCACUUCAUCUCUACCAAGCAGAACUCCUACGUCACAGUGCCAUUGAAGGAGAUGCAUUCACCGAAAAGGACACCAUCGUUUUCCGCCAAGAACGCCUCACUGUCCAAUGGCACUCCAAAACUUUUCGCAAAACUGCCAGUGGACUACGAAACCGCCACGAUAAAGCGGAACAGCCACAGUAUGGCCAACGGGCACAUACGAGCAGAUCUUGAACAGGACAAGUUUUUCUGAUUGACAAAACUAGAUGAGAUGUUUGAACAGAGUAUUCAGACUUGCUGGGUUCGAGGAGGUUGUGGAAUAUCUCAGUAAGACUUUGGUGCUAGUCAUAUAAGCGUUCGUAGAUGAAUGUGAUAACUGAACAUUAACAAAUCCACAUAGUAUCAAUAUACAUAUCUUGGUGCUUUUAGAUCAACAUCCCCAUUGUAAAUACCCAUUUUCAUACAAUUUUUUAUAUAAAUUUAUAAAAUGUUAUGAUAAGUAAGAUAUGUACAAAAAUCAUUUUGAUUGUAGGGAGUUAACACAUUAAGAGAAAUGGACAUUAAUUGAUAUUUUUACUAUAUUGUUAUUUUGUAGAUAAGGAAGCACGUGUUUUUAAAACCGCUGUGCCAAAAUGAUUCAAGAAUGAUUAUGCUGUGAAAAUAUAUACUGGGAUAAAUUAAUAGUAUUUGACAAAUUUACUACUAUUAAAUAAAUACUUUAUAGGUAAAAAUCGAAAAAUUAUUUUUUAAUAUUCUUUCCAAAGUUGAAAAAUUUUUAUGCAGACUUAAGUUGAGUGAAUUAUGCAGCUUUAACAUAGCUUGCAGGAAUAAUAGAUAUCGUACUCUGCGGUAUAUGUCUCACAGCAUAAUCAAAUUGUUUCACUAAACAAAACAAGACUGUAAUGUAUAUUGGGGCCAAUUAAUAACACUAGUAAAGUACUUAAUGUUGCUGUUGCUUUGUGUAACAAUUGUAACAUUUUAAUGACAAUGUUGUAGAUAGUUACAAAUCUUUAGAACUUCAUAGUGUCUGCCUUUAUUACCCAAGCAAUAGCCUAUGUUGAUUAAUAAUAAUUGCUCAAUAACAUAUUCAAUCUAUUGUUUUAGUGCUUGGAUUGAGCAGAUUUCAGUAAACUGCUACUGUGGCCUGAUAUUAGAUAUAUAAUCCAAUAUUGACAAAUAUGUUUGUAGUUUAUGACUGUUUGUAUAUGUACUUAGUCUGUAUUUAAGUACAUUUAAAAUUUCAGGUAUUCUUUUGUAUUGCCAGGAUGUCAGUCUCCAAAAUGUAUUGCUCGUAAAAAAAAUUGUUGAUUGAUAAGCAGUUUCGAUAAGAAUAGCCCUUUCCAUUAGGCAAAAUUGGGGGGAAAAUACUGGCAAUUGACCAAGAUUCAUCAAAAAUUUGAAGUGAAAUUUAAUUUGGAAAAUGAUUUGUGAACUUUCCAAUGUAUUUCGUAAAGUGUGGUAAAGGUAACUCUGAUCAUAUCAACUUUUACUACUUUUAAAAUUGAUCAAUGUUUGAUGGAGAGGUGUUCAUUUAUUUACUAUUCUGUGUGUUUCCUUUAAUUUAUGCCAAUUAUAUGUCAUAUUACUGAUGUUUAUAAAAUAAAGUUGUUUCUUUCUAGCCAGUCAGUAAUAUUUCAAACACAUCUACCUUUCUUCUAUCUAUUUUCAAACUAUUUUCUUGAUUAUUCCAAAUUUUUCUUUUACUGUUUAUUGUAAUAUAAAACCUAUGCCAUGUAUCGAGCAAGUCUAAAGCUUCAUUAAAUAGUUUAGUAGUGUAGUCUGAGGGUUUAAUUUAGUACCUAACUACAAUAAAUUUGAUAAUCACUGUCACUUGACCCUGGAAUUUUCCUCUUGCAUUAUUACUACUUUUUGAAUGAUAUGGUAUGUUGUUGAAUAUAAAGCUAUUAACCAAAAAAGUAAUAAAUUUUGACCAUAAGACUAAAUAUGUUUUAGUGGAGUUAGUUGACUAAUAAUAAUAAUAAUAAUAAACAAUUUUAUAGUGCCUUUGUAAAUGUUAAUAGUUUUUGUAUAUUAUGUACAUAUUUUGUUUGUAUAGAUAUUUUAUUAUUUUGUAUAGAUUUAUACUAUAUAGGUUCAAGCUAAGUCCGUAUUGUCUUUUGUGAAUCUGUGAUUGUGUUUUUUGACAAUAGGAUUAUAUCUUUUCAAGAUUUCCAAUAGAAUUAAAGAUGUUAACCCUUAUGUACCAAGUCCCAAAAAGUAUCAACUCUUUUUAUUUUCUAAGAGUAUCACUUCUUAGUUCUGUUAUUUAAAAAAUUAAAUUAGAUAUACAUUUUUACAAUAUUAGUCUUAGCCAUUUAACAAAGUAGUAGUAACCACAUACUCCAUGUUCUGAAACUAACUAUUAUCCUUGUAUAGCGAAAAUUUGAUUUAAAAAAAUGACAUUUUAAUAGUAAAGACAUUAUCCAAUAAAUUUUGCCCUGUUCAUUUUCAUUUUUGCAAGGCCUUUGUCAUUAUCUAAAUUAUCAAAUUUAAUUUGUAAUAAUUGUUAUUUCUGGUUUAAUACAACAAUGUGGUACUAUCAUUAUCAAAAAUUAAUACACACCAAAUUUGUAAUAAUUAUACUAAUUAAGAGUACAAAAUAUUGAAAGUGCCAUUUUUAUAUAUUAUCUAUGUUUGUAAAAAUACAAUAGAAUUUAAAAUAUAAUUGAAAAUAUUGUGAGCAAUAAUUGUAAUAAAUGAGUAUUCUGUUAUCAGGAUAGGUAAAAUUUGACUCACAUUGAGUUUUGUAUACUGUGUUGCUAAUUAUAGUUUUACGUUCUGUAUAUAUUAUUAUUUUUUAAUAAAAUUACCAGUAAGAAAACUUGUAUUUUUAAU
This is a messenger RNA of Homalodisca vitripennis (glassy-winged sharpshooter), 6054 nucleotides long. RefSeq names its product semaphorin-5B (gene Sema5c). The transcript is spliced from 16 exons. Bases 305 to 3472 code for a protein of 1055 amino acids. Gene Ontology annotation, biological process: negative regulation of axon extension involved in axon guidance; neural crest cell migration; positive regulation of cell migration. NCBI's taxonomy places the organism in Eukaryota, Metazoa, Arthropoda, Insecta, Hemiptera, Cicadellidae. The record is from RefSeq and is a predicted model, not a curated record. Gene Ontology annotation, molecular function: semaphorin receptor binding; chemorepellent activity.